Molecule: messenger RNA, 1579 nt
Organism: Closterium sp. NIES-67
Lineage: Eukaryota; Viridiplantae; Streptophyta; Zygnematophyceae; Desmidiales; Closteriaceae
Source: the annotation of a GenBank genome assembly
GGCACGGCAUUGCCGGCGCAUUCUUCUACUGUAUAGGAGACAAGGACUCCGCGCACGCGGAAAUCCCUGCCGGAUGUAUUGGCGCAGCGGGUCGGAGGACAGGGGUGAGGAGAGGAGUUGGGGUUGGGCUGCUAGCCACCUUCCGCGCUGCUCCGUUAACCUCGAAUCAUUGCCGUCCGCCAGCUCGGAAACGGGGAAGGGCGGCGGGUUCAGUUUUGGGGGGAGCGGGGGGCGGGGGAGUGGGCUAGAGUUACAACGAGCCUUUCGCGCUCCUUUGUUGUCCACCUCCGACGAUUGCCGUCCGCCAGCUCGUAAACGGGAAAGGGCGGUUGUUUCGGGGGGAGAGGGGAAGGGUGUACUACCGCGCUGCUCCGCUGUCGACCUCCGAUAAUUGCUGUCCGCCAGCUCGGAAACGCGCGGCCGUCUGCCAGACGCGAGUCCCCUCCCCGCGCCUACCCAGCGCGCGCGGCCCCGCCAGUUCAUCGCGCCAUCAGCGCGCAGAGUCAUGGAGCACUAUUUAACCUCCCAAAUCGCCUCCUCGCUCAUAUGCCCAGCCCGCUCACACCGUAACCGUAGCUCGCUCGCCGCUCAAGUGACUCCGAGUCCGACUCACUACACGCCCCCGCCACGGCCUUCGUUCCGCGCCUUUACCCAUCUCGGCCCGAGCCCACUACGUGACCCUGCCUAACCUCUCGGGGCAAUCCUCCUCUCACCGGCCGUGUCGUCAAGACAAGUUGAUAUUUCUUCACGGAAAGCCUCCCGGCCGCGCCAUGACUCGCUCGCUGCUCUCCGCGGUCGCCCUCGUGGCCGCCGGCCUUCUCGUCCUGCUCGCCGCAGCCCAGUCAGAGGCCGCCAACAUCGCCGUGGGGGGCACCAAGGGGUGGACGUACGGCCUGAACACGUGGAAGCCGAAUACGCCAGUGCGUGCUGGGGACGUUCUCGUGUUCAAUUGGAAGGGCGGCCAUGACGUGUGGCUCAUGAAGGACGCCCCCGCGUACAAGGCGUGCAACUUUGGCACGGCUAAGAGGAAGGCGCCCAUGACCUUUGGCGGCAAGUACAGAUUCCCUGUGCCAGUUACGGCCAAGGGCAAGACUCUGUACUUUGGCUGUGGCGUGUACGGCCACUGCGCGGGCAACAUGAAAGUGGCCAUCCCCAUCCAGAAGUGACCUCAUCCCAGCUGAUCUGAGCUGAAGCCGAGCCAAGCCGAGCUGAGCACAGCCGAGUCAAGCUGAGCUGAGCUACGUCUCUCUAUGCAUUCGUGUGCCACCUUAUUUGUUUACUUGCUAGCCACUGAGUGUGUGCGCUUUCUGGUAGCAUGCAAUUGCACCAAACCAAAACCAAACCAAGCCUUUCAAUUCAACCUGGCAGGCAGGCAGGCACUCACUCUGCAGGGACAGCUGGCCUUGGAGGAAAGAAAAAAGAGUUCUAUGGUAUCGUACUCUCACCAACCGGCCUGUCCCACAUGUUGAACACUUGGGCAAUGGGCAGCAGAGAAGAAGCAAGCAAUACCUGUUGAGUGAUACGCAGGGCUCCUGCUACCGUAAUCCCCCGUAUAUAACACCCUCCUAAAUAGUCAUUC